AUGCCGUUAAUCACUUUGAGAAUUUACCUUGCGUUAUUGGCUGUGUGUGGGGUCAGGCUCGCCAGAGCUUCCAUAAAUCCCGUUGAAAUUCACGAACAGCAUUUCUAUGAUUCAGUUACUCGUGAACCGUUUUUCAUCAAGGGUGUUGAUUAUCAACCAGGCGGCUCUUCUGGAGUAUCGGGCCAGAGGGAUCCACUUUCGGACGCAAAAAUUUGUGCGCGAGACAUAUUCCUGUUCCAAAAACUGGGCAUCAACACAAUAAGAGUGUACUCGAUCACCCCGGACUUAAACCACGACGAAUGUAUGACUAUGAUGGCAGCAGCUGGAAUAUAUCUUAUUCUCGAUGUUAACUCGCCGAUGGAAAAUCAACAUUUGAACAGAUAUGAGCCUUGGACAACUUACAAUGAGGACUAUUUGGAGCACGUCUUCAGGGUGGUUGAGCAAUUUGGUCACUACAACAACACGCUGGGAUUUUUCGCAGGCAAUGAGAUUAUCAACGAUGGGCAAUCUGCAAGGAGAACUCCGCCUUAUAUAAGGGCUGUCGUUGGUGACAUCAAACAAUAUAUCAAGGCCAACUCCCCAAGGACGAUUCCUGUUGGCUACUCUGCCGCUGACGAUCUUAGAUAUAGAAUCCCACUGUCGCGGUACCUAGAGUGUCACGAUGCGGACCAUCCAGACUCUAGUAUUGACUUUUAUGGCGUUAAUUCGUAUCAAUGGUGCGGCCAACAAACUUUCCAGACAUCGGGUUACGAUCAGCUCGUCGAUGCCUACAAAGAAUACACGAAGCCGGUAUUCUUUUCUGAGUUUGGAUGCAAUAUUCAUCGACCCCGCUCUUUCGAAGAGGUCGAAGCGUUAUACUCAGAGCAAAUGAUAAACACCUUUAGUGGAGGCCUUGUUUAUGAAUUUACCGAGGAGCCCAACGAGUAUGGACUCGUGAAGAUGAAUGAUGACGGAAGCGCUCGCGUUUUACAAGACUUUGUCAACUUACAAGGCCGCUUUUCUGCAAUCGAGAGUAAGGAAUUCAAGAUGAUACGCAAAAAUGCGAUGAGCUUGAUGGCCACUGCCCCUCUACCGACCUGCAAAGAUAGCUAUGAAAAUCUUCAAAUCGAUGCCACAGUGCCCAAUGAUGUGCUCACCAGUGGACUCAAAAAUGGAGUGAGACAGGAGAGAGGAAAAUAUUUGAAUAUCAAGGAUUCUGACAUAACCUCAGAGUUCGAAGUAUAUGACGAAAAUGGUAAACCCUUCAGCAGCCCUCGAAGAUUCGCUAUCGUCAACAAAAUCGAAGGCACAGCUGAACCUAGCGGUAAACAGAAUGACCAGCCUGAGAAGACAGAAACUAGUCCCGAUGGCUCGAGUAAACCAAAUGGUGAUGAAAACGAGGAUGUAAAAAAGAGUAACGCUGUCUCACUUACGUCCCCCAAAUUUGCAUCUGCGAUUGGUUGGGCGUUUGCUAGAUUUUGA
Molecule: messenger RNA, 1461 nt
Organism: Lachancea meyersii CBS 8951
Lineage: Eukaryota; Fungi; Ascomycota; Saccharomycetes; Saccharomycetales; Saccharomycetaceae
Source: the annotation of a GenBank genome assembly